AUGAAGCUCACUCUUCUUACUACCGCAUUGAUUGCACCUUUGGUGUCGGCGCAUUACUUCUUCGACACCCUCGUCAUUGACGGCCAGGAGACCACUCCUAACCAAUACGUUCGUUCCAACACUCGGCCGGCCAAAUACAACCCUACAAAAUGGAAAAACACCCGCGACGAUAUGACCCCGGAUAUGCCGGACUUCCGCUGCAAUAAGGGCUCCUUCACCUUCGCUGGCCAGACCGGCACGGCGGAGGUCAAGGCAGGGUCGAAGCUUGCAAUGAAGCUCGGCGUGGGAGCGACGAUGAAGCACCCUGGCCCUGGUCUCGUGUAUAUGUCUAAAGCGCCCGGCUCGGCCAAGCAGUAUGAGGGCGACGGCGACUGGUUCAAGAUCCAUGAGGAGGGCAUUUGUGACCAGAGCAAGGACAUCAAGACCGAUGCCUGGUGUACCUGGGAUAAGGACCGUAUUGAGUUUACAGUUCCUGCGGACCUGCCGGAUGGAGAGUAUCUGAUUCGGCCGGAGCAUAUCGGUGUGCAUGGAGCACAUGAUGGACAGGCUGAGUUCUACUACGAGUGCGCUCAAGUUAAGGUCACAGGUGGUGGUAAUGGAAACCCAGGACCUACGAUCAAAUUCCCAGGUGGUUAUAAAAAGGAUGACCCCUCAUUCAACUUCAGUAUCUGGGGAGGCAUGAAGGAUUACCCAAUGCCGGGUCCGGCCGUCUGGACUAGUGGUUCAGGCUCUAUUGAUGCUUCUGCUAUGGUCAACGUGACUGAAACGGAUGCUGCUUCUUACUAUUCGGAGGAGACGGAUACCUUCGCUGUAAGGGCGCUUGGUUUAGACAAAAGAGGGGAAAAACAUAUCGAGGAGAAACCUACUAUAUCCAUUUGUCCCCCUACCUUAAGAUCUCCCCAAGGAAGAAAGGCAAAGCAAUCUAUCUUAAAGAACAAACAAGCCAUCGGAAUUAGAAUGACUAUACAAUCCUAUAAAAUCGACUAUGCAAACACCCAAACUUCUAACUCAUACGAACUCAAGCCAAAGACAAGUCCUUUGCAGCACGCCAAGCCCAAUAUCUUUCCAACACAACACUCGAAAUGCGUCUGGUACGCUCUUGCAGCGCCAAAUCCACCACAGGUGUCCCAUAGUAUCCACAAUACUGGCUCUUUGGGCAAUUGUCUCGGCUUCGGCAUCAAUGACGAAUUCUGGCCACAGCGAGGACAUAUAAUGCGCAUCCAGGGGAUUAAGCAGUCUGAAAUUGAAUACUUCGGCAUCAAAUCCUUGGAAGGCAGUCCGUCGUAG
Molecule: messenger RNA, 1287 nt
Organism: Aspergillus niger
Lineage: Eukaryota; Fungi; Ascomycota; Eurotiomycetes; Eurotiales; Aspergillaceae
Exons: 6
Coding region: 1-1287 (428 amino acids)
Source: RefSeq, a predicted model, not a curated record